Cricetulus griseus (Chinese hamster) is the source of this 3299-nucleotide messenger RNA. The record is from RefSeq and is a predicted model, not a curated record. Lineage: Eukaryota; Metazoa; Chordata; Mammalia; Rodentia; Cricetidae.
UCCCGUUUGCAGCUGUCAUAGGCUAGUGAUGAAUCACUAGCCCGUCAUUUGACUGCCUUCCCCUCCUGACAAGGGGAGGAGGAGGACAGACCUGCAGGAAGAAACAACAGUUGAGCCCUCCACUUAAAGACACUAUGCCUUUCCCGGCUGUCCUAGCCUCGUUUUUCUCUUUUGGUUAAAAGUGAGCACUGUGGGGUUCAGCCAUGUGCUCUAUAUAAUUAAGAGCUGACCCUGAAGCACAGUUAACAACCACUUCUGAUUUUCUACCCCUGGCUACAGGUGCAAACAUCUCACACCAGUUCCAGUUCCGAUGUUGCUCUUUCCUCAAGUUGCAGGUCUAUGGAAAUGCAGGAUCUAACCAGCCCGCAUAACCGACUGAGUGGUAGUAGCGAAUCCCCCAGUGGUCCCAAACUCGAUAGUUCUCAUAUAAAUAACACUUCCAUGACUCCCAAUGGCACGGAAGUUAAAACAGAGCCAAUGAGCAGCAGUGAAAUAGCUUCAACAGCAGCAGACGGGUCUUUAGACAGUUUCUCAGGUUCAGCUCUCGGGAGCAGCAGCUUUAGUCCAAGACCAGCUCACCCAUUCUCUCCACCACAGAUUUAUCCUUCCAAACCAUACCCACAUAUUCUCCCUACCCCUUCCUCACAAACUAUGGCUGCAUAUGGGCAAACACAGUUUACCACAGGAAUGCAACAAGCCACAGCCUACGCCACGUACCCACAGCCGGGACAGCCCUAUGGAAUUUCCUCCUAUGGUGCAUUGUGGGCAGGCAUCAAGAUGGAAGGUGGCUUGUCACAGUCUCAGUCACCUGGACAGACGGGAUUUCUCAGCUAUGGCACAAGCUUUGGUACCCCUCAACCUGGACAGGCACCGUACAGCUACCAGAUGCAAGGUAGCAGUUUUACUACAUCAUCAGGAUUAUAUGCAGGAAAUAAUUCGCUCACCAAUUCCUCUGGAUUUAACAGUUCACAGCAGGACUAUCCAUCUUAUCCCGGCUUUGGCCAGGGUCAGUAUGCCCAGUAUUAUAACAGCUCCCCGUAUCCAGCACACUACAUGACAAGCAGUAACGCUAGCCCAACGACACCAUCGACCAAUGCCACUUACCAGCUCCAAGAACCACCUUCUGGCUUCACGAGUCAGGCAGUCACAGACCCCACAGCAGAGUACAGUACGAUCCACAGCCCUUCAACACCCAUUAAAGAUUCGGAUUCAGAUCGUCUGCGUCGAGGUUCUGAUGGGAAGUCGCGUGGCCGAGGCAGGAGAAAUAAUAAUCCCUCACCUCCCCCAGAUUCUGAUCUUGAGAGAGUGUUCAUCUGGGACUUGGAUGAGACGAUCAUUGUUUUCCAUUCCUUGCUCACGGGGUCCUACGCCAACAGAUACGGGAGGGAUCCACCCACUUCAGUUUCCCUUGGACUGCGAAUGGAAGAGAUGAUCUUCAACUUGGCAGACACACAUCUAUUUUUCAACGACCUAGAAGAAUGUGACCAAGUUCAUAUAGAUGAUGUUUCAUCAGACGAUAAUGGCCAGGACCUGAGCACAUAUAACUUCGGGACAGAUGGCUUCCCUGCAGCAGCCACCAGUGCUAAUUUAUGCCUGGCAACUGGUGUCCGAGGUGGUGUGGACUGGAUGAGAAAGCUGACCCUCAAUUACAGACGAGUAAAAGAAAUCUACAACACCUACAAAAACAACGUGGGAGGUCUGCUUGGCCCUGCUAAGAGGGAAGCCUGGCUCCAGCUGAGGGCUGAGAUUGAAGCACUCACAGACUCGUGGCUGACCCUGGCCCUGAAGGCCCUCUCACUCAUCCACUCCCGGACGAAUUGUGUGAAUAUUUUAGUAACGACUACCCAGCUCAUCCCGGCAUUGGCAAAAGUCCUGCUCUAUGGAUUAGGAAUUGUGUUUCCAAUAGAAAAUAUUUACAGUGCGACUAAAAUAGGAAAGGAGAGCUGCUUUGAGAGGAUCAUCCAAAGGUUCGGAAGGAAAGUGGUGUAUGUUGUCAUAGGAGAUGGUGUGGAAGAAGAGCAAGGGGCAAAAAAGCAUGCUAUGCCCUUCUGGAGGGUCUCCAGUCACUCGGACCUCAUGGCCCUGCAUCAUGCCUUGGAAUUAGAGUACCUGUAACAGCCUCCUGCCUAUUUGACACUGCGCAACUGCCCUGUGGCCAGAGACAAUCCAGCAGGCCUCAGUCUUGUGUCAGUUCUGGUCUGCAGAACGUACCAGCUUCAACAUAUGGAUGCUGUGGUCUUGACUGCUACCCUCAAGGUUAAUGGAGGAGGACCAUGUGUAUUUCUUCAGAACAGCUGUUGACUCUAGUACUGUGAAUCCAAUGAAAAGAAGCCAUGAGAAUGUUCUAGCACAGUGUGAUGUGUCUUGGCUACAUUAACUACAUGGUUCAAACCUGUGAAGAAAAGACCUACAGACACUUUGGUUUUCAGCAAAUGUGACAUGAACAGCUUCUCCAACCCAGCAAACUUGAUUCCACAGCAAAGACUGAAGUGUGUCUCCUAGACAACAGUGGAGGUAUUUUUUCAAAGGUUUACUUUUUGGUGUCUCCUACCCAGGGCAAUCUGUACAUCGCUACUUAUUUAUGAAAAGACUUUCGAAAAACAGAUUUGCUGAGGUAUAAUUCACUUACCAUAUAAUUCAGCAAUACAGACUUCUCAGUAUCAAAUAGUUGAAGGGACAAUAGCAUAAGAAAUAAUCAAUUAAAGGAAGGCCUUUGCCUGACAGUGCAGCAAGUACUUUGAAUUUUAGCACAUUGCAAAGUAGUUUAAAGUAUGUCUAAUUUAAACAUGUAAAAUGUACAUCACUGAGACAAUCGUGUACAGAAAGAAUUUUUGGUGUAAAUUUGUAAUAAUGGAUGAUUCUUUUACAUUCUGUGUAGGGAGAUGCUAUUAUGAGGUAGAAAUGCCUUCAUAGGAAGCUUGGGCACUAACUCUCACAGUGCCUUAGCUAAGUAUUGGGUAUAAAUAUUGUAGAUAAUGGAUCUUUUUGAUAAUGUUAUCUAAGACCAAAAGCAUGAAUGUCAAGUGUCAACAAGGAUUUUAUUUUCCCAAUCUUUUAUCCCAUCAAUUUUUCUAAUUUUUUUUGUGUGUGUUGGUUUUAGAAGGGCCUUGAUAAAAAUUACACAGCAGUUUGAUAACUGAAAAAAGCUUAAAAGUCUUCCUGCCCACCUCACUCUCUCAUUUCAAUAUUAAUGUAUUAUAUGUAACUACUUGGAAAAGAGUGAUUAUUCAAAUGCUUCAUCCCACAGAAAGAAUAUAGAUGAUAGAAUAUAUUUUAUUAAUAAAAUUAAUUGGAGCCUA